CUGCUCUCCCUGAAUAUAACAGAAGCCCUGUGCAUUCACCAGCCGGUCCUCGUCAUGGCUGCACGGUCGUCUGGGAAUGUGAUGUGGAGAAGCAGCUGCCUCCUGUCGGGCCGCGUCGCUGCAGUCUGCUCCAGGGGGGCGGGAAGCGUCUCCUCAGCCUCCGAGCCUCUCUCUUCCCUCCAGGACAAGCCUCGGACACUGGAGGACCUCCCACGAGUCACAUUAUGGGAGCUCUUAUACAGGAUGACGUUUCAGGGUUUCCACAACCGUAUGCAUGAGCUACAGAUCUAUGAGAAGAAGCUCUACGGGCCCAUAUACAGAGGCGCAACAAACCACAUCUGUGUGAACACACCACAGCUACUGGAGGAAGUCCUGAGGAACGAUAACAAACUCCCCAGCCGAGGAGACAUGGCCGUGUGGAAGGAGUACCGCGACAUGAGAGGGUUCGGCUACGGGCUUUUCACAGAAGACGGGGAGAAGUGGUACAACUUCAGGGCGGUGCUGAACAAGCGCAUGCUCCAUCCGAGGGACUCUGCACAGUAUUGUGACACCCUCAAUGACGUUGUGACAGACUUCCUCAAGAGGGUGUGCUACCUGCGGCAGGGCAGCCCCACAGGGGAUCUGGUGCCCGACGUUGCCAAUGAGUUCUAUCGUUUCUCUCUGGAGGCUAUUGCCUCCAUUCUGCUCGAGACGAGGCUCGGGUGCCUGGAGAAGGAGAUCCCCAAAGGCACGCAAGAGUUCAUCAACUCAAUAUCCAAGAUGUUCUCGUACAACUUCAUUGUGACGUUGAUGCCCAAGUGGAGUCGCAGUCUGCUGCCCUACUGGGGACACUACAUCGCAGGCUGGGACGGCAUCUUCAACUUUGCUACAAACUUGAUUGACAAGAAGAUGGAGGUCCUUCAGCAGCGUUUGGAUGACAACCAGGAUGUGGAGGGUCAAUACCUGGCUUACCUCCUCUCAAACACUCAGAUGAGCAUGAAAGAUGUGUACGGCAACGUCUCUGAGCUCCUGUUAGCAGGAGUGGACACGACCUCCAACACCCUUACAUGGACUUUGCACCUGCUGUCCAUAUACCCUCAAGCUCAGGACAGACUUUACGAAGAAGUGUCCACGCUGGUGCCAGCGGACCGGAUACCCUCUGCAGAGGAGGUCACUCAGAUGCAGUACUUAAGGGCUGUUAUCAAGGAAUCACUGAGGAUGUACCCUGUGGUUCCCAUCAACGCCAGGGUCGUGACGGACAAGGAUAUAACGAUUGGUGGAUAUCGGUUUCCAAAGAACGUGGGUCUGCAAAGAAAAAUAUCUGAUGUUUAUAAGUUUAAACAUCUAGUCAUGAUGAGGACGUAUUCCCAGAGUCGUUCACGUUUAAGCCAGAGAGGUGGCUCCGUGACGGCCACAUCAGGCCGAACGCCUUCGGGGCCAUCCCGUUUGGCUUCGGAGUGCGAGGCUGCGUCGGUCGCCGGAUUGCCGAGCUUGAGAUGUAUCUGGCUCUGUUUCGGCUUAUCCGGCAGUUUGAAAUCAAACCAGACCCGACGGUGGGGGAGCUGAAAUGCAUCAACCGCACAGUUCUGGUACCAGACAAACAACUGAACCUUCACUUUGUGGACAGAGGAGGAGAAAACACUGCUUGAUUUGUUUUUCCCGAUUGGUUUGAAAGUAAAUGUUGUAUGUGAAGAAAAAAAAAAAAAAAAAAAAGCUGUUUAUUCAUCCACCGAUCAGCCAAAAUAUUUCAACAUCCACAUGAAUGUCAUGAAGCAAAAGCAUCAAAGCGUCACACUGCCUCCACCUACUUGCCUUCUUCCUGUAGUGCAUCCUGGCGCCAUCUCUUCCUCGGGUAGGAGACGUUCAGGUACCCACAUGAUGUAACAGAAAACUUAACGUCCAGUUCUGAUGCUCACGUGUCCAUCGUAGCCACUUUUUCAGCAAUUCAUGCUACAGCAGCUCUUCUGUGGGGUCGGACAACGCAGGCUAGCCUUUGCUUGCCACGACCAUCAAUAAGCCUCGGGCGCCCAGCCCCCCCUUGUCAGCUGUUGUCCUUCCUCAGGCCACUUUUUUGAGAAGUUUCAGAGAUGUUCUGACCCAGGCCCGUGUCAGACUCACUCAGAUCCUUCCAUUUUUCCUGCUUCCAACACAACAACUAGGAGGACAAAGUGCUCACUUGCUGCCUGAUAUACCCUGCACACUAACAGGUGCCAGUGUAACAAGAUAAUCAAUGUUAUUCACUUCACCUGUCAGUGGUAAAAAUUAAAUGGCUGAUCUGUGUAUUUGUUAAGAAUGUCUGAUAUGAAUGAGUACAUUAGCAUUUUAUCAAUACUCUUAUCGGUUCCUUUUCAAGAAUUCAGGAACAGGCCUGAAUGUUUUAAAUAUGUUGUUACUGGUGCAGCAACAGUCAUUAUAGGAAGAAAAUCACUAUAUACUCAAUAAAAUAUCACUGGAAGCAAACCUAAAAUAAAAUUAACAGCAGCAGCAAGUUUGAAAUGUCUGUUAACACAAACUGACUGCAUGAAUUUACCUUUCUGUCUGAUGUACGAGAGUGACUACAUGAAACUGUUUAUCAAUCAUAGUUUGCAAGAAGAUUUACUUAAUGAAAUAAUAAAUGUAAAAGAUGUGAAUUCAUGGACUUUUGAAUGAAAUGUUCUUUUUUUAGUUCAACAAGGAGGGUGAGGAGUCAUGAUCCGAGCUACACAGUCCUGAUCUGCUUGUUCCUGGUUUACUUUAUUUAAAGGUGCAGUGUGAAGGAUUUAGUGGCAUGUAGUGAUGAGUCUGCAGAUCGCAACCAGCCUCCCCUCUUCACUUGCUGUUCAAAACAUGAAAACAUCCUGGACUCUGGUAGAAUAUAAGGCUCAUAA
Molecule: messenger RNA, 2846 nt
Organism: Acanthopagrus latus (yellowfin seabream)
Lineage: Eukaryota; Metazoa; Chordata; Actinopteri; Spariformes; Sparidae
Product: sterol 26-hydroxylase, mitochondrial-like
Exons: 9
Coding region: 55-1545 (496 amino acids)
Biological process (GO): cholesterol metabolic process; cortisol metabolic process; glucocorticoid biosynthetic process
Cellular component (GO): mitochondrial inner membrane
Molecular function (GO): heme binding; oxidoreductase activity, acting on paired donors, with incorporation or reduction of molecular oxygen; monooxygenase activity
Source: RefSeq, a predicted model, not a curated record